Colletotrichum costaricense is the source of this 1410-nucleotide messenger RNA. RefSeq names its product citrate synthase. Gene Ontology annotation, cellular component: mitochondrial matrix. The record is from RefSeq and is a predicted model, not a curated record. Gene Ontology annotation, biological process: tricarboxylic acid cycle; citrate metabolic process; carbohydrate metabolic process. NCBI's taxonomy places the organism in Eukaryota, Fungi, Ascomycota, Sordariomycetes, Glomerellales, Glomerellaceae. Bases 1 to 1410 code for a protein of 469 amino acids. The transcript has 5 exons.
AUGUCUGUAGCGCGUCUUUCCACCUCUGCUCUGAGGACUUCCCUCAGAGCCUCCCCUUUCAAGGUCUCGGCUUUCAACGCUGCCCGUUGCUACUCUUCCAAGAACCAGACCUUGAAGGAGCGCUUCGCUGAGCUUCUCCCCGAGAAGAUUGAGGAGGUCAAGGCUCUGAGAAAAGAGCAUGGCUCCAAGGUCAUCGACAAGGUCACUCUUGACCAGGUCUACGGUGGUGCUCGUGGCAUCAAGUGCCUCGUCUGGGAGGGUUCCGUUCUCGACGCUGAGGAGGGUAUCCGUUUCCGCGGCAAGACCAUUCCCGAGUGCCAGGAGCUCCUCCCCAAGGCUCCCGGUGGCAAGGAGCCCCUUCCUGAGGGUCUCUUCUGGCUUCUCCUGACUGGCGAGGUCCCUACCGAGCAGCAGGUCCGCGACCUGUCCGCCGAGUGGGCCGCCCGCUCCGACAUUCCCAAGUUCGUCGAGGAGCUGAUCGACCACUGCCCUACCGACCUUCACCCCAUGGCUCAGUUCUCCCUGGCCGUUACCGCCCUCGAGCACACCUCUUCGUUCGCCAAGGCCUACGCCAAGGGUGUCAACAAGAAGGACUACUGGGGAUACACCUUUGAGGACUCCAUGGACCUGAUUGCCAAGCUGCCCACCAUUGCCGCUCGCAUCUACCAGAACGUCUUCAAGGGCGGCAAGGUCGCCGCUGUUGAGAAGGACAAGGAUUACUCCUUCAACUUCGCCAACCAGCUCGGCUUCGGCAGCAACACCGACUUCGUCGAGCUGCUCCGUCUCUACCUCACCAUCCACACUGACCACGAGGGUGGCAACGUCUCUGCCCACACCACCCACUUGGUCGGCAGUGCUCUGUCCUCCCCCUUCCUUUCCGUUGCUGCUGGUCUCAACGGUCUGGCCGGUCCUCUCCACGGUCUUGCCAACCAGGAGGUUCUCAACUGGCUCACUGAGAUGAAGAAGUCCGUUGGCGACGACCUCAGCGACAAGGCCAUCACCGACUACCUCUGGUCCACCCUGAACGCCGGCCGUGUCGUUCCCGGUUACGGCCACGCCGUCCUCCGCAAGACUGACCCCCGUUACUCUGCCCAGCGCAAGUUCGCCCAGGAGAAGAUGCCCAACGACCCCAUGUUCCAGCUCGUCUCCCAGGUCUACAAGAUCGCCCCCGAGGUCCUCACCCAGCACGGCAAGACCAAGAACCCCUACCCCAACGUCGACGCCCACUCCGGUGUCCUCCUCCAGUACUACGGUCUUACCGAGGCCAACUACUACACCGUCCUCUUCGGUGUUUCCCGCGCCAUCGGUGUCCUUCCCCAGCUCAUCAUCGACCGCGCCCUCGGUGCCCCCAUCGAGCGCCCCAAGUCCUUCUCCACUGCCAAGUGGGCCGAGCUUGUCAAGAAGAUCUAA